AAGUUUGCUCUUAAAAGCACAGUACUCUUGGUUGACCUUUCAGUAGCUUUCUGGAAUUUGCAGUGAUUUCGACUUUCAUAUUUGUAGUAUCGUUUCAAGGUGUUGGUUAACAGUUCAAAUGUUCGAGUCACAGAAGCUUGUUGCUCUAUGCUUACUGUCUUUUCGCAUACAUACGAUACUAUGCCAGAAUUCACAGAAUUAUGACCGUUUAUUUAAUUCCAUCUUUCCAACGAGAGAUACUAAUGAUCAAACUACAGAAUAUGCAAACAAAGUCUGUGGUUUGGGUAAGGAAUGCGUUAAACGUAUACUCUGCAACGAUGGCAAUAUUAUAAGAGAUGGGAGAACUUUACUGGACAUACGAAUCGAAUAUGACGCACCCUGUAGUUACUUGGAACACUGCUGUCACAUACGUCAUGUGUUACCAGAUAUGCCAACAUCCACAAUGGGAUCAAAUUCGAGACAAAACAACGGUUGCGGUUAUCGCAAUAAGAAUGGUGUAGUCUACGAAAUUACCGGAUCCCUUCAUAAUGAAGCGGAAUUUGCUGAAUUUCCUUGGAUGGUGUUAAUUUCUGGCAAUGACGGUUCGUAUAUCUGUGGCGGCUCGUUGAUCGCGUCAAAUGUUGUGCUGACAACGGCGCAUUGUAAGCUAGGCAAUAGGCCGGACAUGCUGUCGGUGCGUGCUGGCGAGUGGGAUAUAGAAAGCCUAUUCGAGCCAUAUAUACAUCAAAACAGGAUGGUUAAAGAGAUCAUACGUCAUGAAAAUUUCAAUUCCCAAUCAUUACAUAAUGACAUUGCGCUAUUGAUUCUAAGAUCGCCAUUCACCUUGGCACCGAAUGUACAACCCAUCUGCUUGCCGACAAGCAAUAUUGCUGUCGAUACCAAUAAUUGUGUUAGCAGCGGUUGGGGUAAUGAUAAAUUCGGUAGAAAUGGCGUUUAUCAGAAUAUUUUGAAGAAGAUGGAGUUGUCCAUUGUGCCGCACGCUACUUGUCAAGCUCAACUACGUAAAACCCGUUUGGGUCGCUUUUUCGAAUUAGAUCAGAGUUUGACAUGUGCCGGUGGUGAAGCAGGCAAAGAUAUGUGCACAGGCGAUGGUGGCUCACCGUUAGUGUGCGCCGACGAAAAUGAUCCCGAACGUUACUAUCAAAUUGGUAUUGUCUCUUGGGGUAUUGGUUGUCAUACGGACAAUGUGCCUGGCGUAUAUGCGAAUGUAUGGUAUUUACGGCCUUGGAUUAAUGAGAAGCUCAGGGAGAGGGGAUUCUAUUUGUAAUACAUUACACCCAUAAAAUUAUAUAUUAAUGAUUUAUAUUGCUUAAUAGACAAUUAUUAACUAAAUAAACAGUUCAAUAAAAAAAUUUUGUA
Zeugodacus cucurbitae (melon fly) is the source of this 1359-nucleotide messenger RNA. Its product is annotated as phenoloxidase-activating factor 2. The transcript has 3 exons. The coding region runs from base 119 to 1267 and encodes 382 amino acids. Gene Ontology annotation, biological process: proteolysis. The record is from RefSeq and is a predicted model, not a curated record. Gene Ontology annotation, molecular function: serine-type endopeptidase activity. NCBI's taxonomy places the organism in Eukaryota, Metazoa, Arthropoda, Insecta, Diptera, Tephritidae.